CACACAAAAUUUUACGCGUUUUAAAAAAUUUAGUCGCCUUUUAUUUUAUACAUAAUUAUUUUAAACGAAGUAAAUAUUGUUAAUGCAAGAGUGUUUGGUUAUUGUGCAAAGCAUAUUGAGCAACUUUUAAGUAAUAUUCACCAUUGUAUUUCCGGAAGUGAAAGGCUAAAUUAUGAAUUGCGCCAUAUGCAAAGUGAACAAAAUAGGUCCGAAGACCGCACCAUUUGGGGGUUACCUGUGUGGGAAUGAACAUAUGCAAUGUGGCGAAUGCAACGAUCGCACUUAUGGUCAGUGCGGCCUUUGUGAAGCGAGAACCUUCUUCGUACAAAUGAAUUUUAAUCAGCGCUGCAAAGAUAUUUCACCUAUGCGCCGAAAAUUUCUAACCUCAUUGGGACCGGUAGAUACCUCACCAAGCAUAGAUACGGAAAACCGGUCAGUCGCUGCAGCUACACUUGAAACAGAUUCAUCUUACAUUUUUCCGAAAGCAUUCUAUACUGACAUGGAGACACAAUCGAGUAUUUCUCAGGAGCAGUUGAGUAUGCAUGAGUCACACGAUUCUAUCAGCACGAGCGAAGAUCAAGGUGAAACUAAUCAGUUCUUAGCUGAGGGGAGGAACUUCUUGCCUUUACAAUAUCGGACGCUUGUAUCUGGUCAUAUUUUUGACGAGAAUGCAGAAUCAACUGCGGACGCCACGGCUAUUAGGGCUACUACCGCAACGGCUGAUGCAACUAUGUCGCCAUCUCCCAACCCAAUAUCUAUGUCGAUACCAAUACCUAUGAGUCAGUACCUGCCGAAUGCACAGGAACGCAUCCAAAUGGAAACCAUCUUUUUUGGCAAUAAUAAUGCACCACAGUCGGCUUCGAAUUUCAUAUUUCCAUUUCGAACAGAAAACGGUUUCAUGCGUUUGAUACAGCAGCGGGAUUCGAAUAAACCCGAAUUGGAAGUUAUCGAAGCGCCAAAGAGCCUACAGUUGACAACUGAGCGUACAAAUGCCCGUGAUGCUUCCUGUGCCGGCGGCUGUGACAGUGUCGAAGAAAGAAAGGAAAAAGUUACCCAUUCGUGUGCUGAAGAUACAGAAGACGUCAUACAUACUUCAGAGAUUCGUUUUAUGGAAUCUACUGAAAGUAUGAAAAACUACUUCUCAGGUGGCACAAUGCAUCCCAUUGUCAAAGCAAAACAAGAAUCACCUACAAGCACCACUGCUAACAGUCACCAUUAUCAACCUCAGGAAUCUAUAUCUAUAAAGAAAUUGCACGCCUUCGAGUCACACAAUAUAGCACAUCCCACUGAUCUUGUCGAAAGUUACCUACGCAAUUAUGGUCCACUUGCCUUGUGUCAAUUCCCAGCUUAUUCAUUCAGCUAUAGUUGUCAGGAGAAUACUUGUGCGACUGUGGACGGCUUACACGAUCGCCGACAGUCAAUGGUUCAAUCACAAACACAACAGAAUCAGACACGCACUGUUUCGGCCUCUACUGAAUCAGAACCAACUUUGGCCAGCACUAAGAAAUGUGAAUUUCCAGCUAAACAUUUACCGCCCGAUUAUUUUGUAAUGCAAGCAACUGGUGUGGCAGCGCCUACAUCUGAAACGCUGCCAAAUCCAGAAAAGGUAGAACGGUCCAAUAUUGAUAUACGUAUGCAGAAGGUUUUAGAAACCUUUCAAGAAGAUCCAUGCACUCCAAAUAUUAGCGAAAAGCCCCUUAUUGAGCAGACGAAGAAGUAUUUGAAGAUAAUGGAUCCUUCACAGCCACCACAAGUUGUGAAUCCACCAAUUUCGUUGGAAAAUGAUAAACUUCUGGAUCUGACCAGCACUUGUGACAUAGCAACUGCCGAGAAAUCGAGCCUUGAUAUCAUGGCACAGCUCUCAAACACACAUCGUGCUUUCUAUAAUCCCCCUUCUGGACAGCCAAUCAAUGCACAUGAAUUAAACAACUUUCAUUGUCCCGAGCCACCUCCACAAUUCCAACUCGUAACUUGCUCUAAUAUCAUGGCUGCAGACCUAUUGCUUAACAAAAGCCGCUUCAUUAAUAUUAAGCCAAUACCCGCCUGCUACUUGACCAUUCCAAGACCACCGAUUAAGUGCCCUGAGUCCUCAUGUCAACGCAUGAUCUUCGUUUCUGAUUUCAAUAAGCAUUUGAUUGUUGAUCACAGCCUUUUGCCGAUGGAACGAAUAGCGCCACGUCAAUGCAAAAAUUUCUUUCUAGAUCCAAAGUUGUCGCAUUGCGGCAUUAGCAAAUGUCACUUGCUCUAUCUUAUACGCGAUAAAAUUACAGAUCUUGGUAGUAGCAAAUUUAAGGACUUCUUGCCGAUGUUGGUGAUGAGUACGCGAAUCCGUCUUUCGGAUUUGUGUGGCAUUAGAGCACACGAGCAUCCGAAAUUUUUUGAGAGUGAAGCGAAUACUGAGUACUUGAUGAUAUGGUUGACGGGCAUUGUGCCAGAAGAGUUUCCAGUGGGCAUCAGCCUAACUGUAUGGUCGCGGUCCGGUAAAGUACCUACUUGUCAUAUUGUGCAUUCAGGUGAAAUAUAUUCGGUGCGCCAAUCGCAAGACAUCAAAGAAGUUUGGCGCAGCGGCCAAAUGCUAUUACUCUCCGCUUCCGAUUUGCAGCUACUUACCAACGGUGGUAAAGAGAUGCUCGAACUGCAAAUUAUCGUACAUUAGAUGUUCACUAGAAAUGUUGAACUAUGUAUUAGUUAGCCUACGUAAUUGUACAAUUAUACAUGCAUUCAGUACACAAUCCAAUUUAUAUUUUACACACAAUUAGGUUAAAUAGAUAAAAAUAAAUAGUUGCUCAAAAAAUAGAUUCAUCAAACUCGAAAUAUAC
Molecule: messenger RNA, 2819 nt
Organism: Anastrepha ludens (Mexican fruit fly)
Lineage: Eukaryota; Metazoa; Arthropoda; Insecta; Diptera; Tephritidae
Exons: 2
Coding region: 173-2656 (827 amino acids)
Source: RefSeq, a predicted model, not a curated record